AUGUCUGCCCUUCUUACUGCCGGCCUGCUCGCCGCCUUUGCCGCAUCUCCAGUGUCAGCAUUCUGGCGAUUACCAUGCAAAACUCCCAUCGUCGUGGAACGAGCCGACCCCAUUGUCAACCCUGGCAAGGUGUCUGGCCAUGUGCACACCAUCAUGGGAGGCAAUGCAUUCGAUUUCACUAUGGACGAUAACACCACACUAACAUCAACCUGCUCUUCUUGCACAGUGACCGGAGACAACAGCAACUAUUGGACCCCAACAUUGUGGUUUCAACAUCAAAACGGCAGCUUCGAAAGCGUGAACCAGGUUGGAGGUGCCACCGUCUACUACUUGCAACGAAAGGGCGACGGUGAGACUCUUAAAGCCUUCCCACCUGGCUUCCGAAUGCUUGCUGGAGAUCCUUUCAAACGAAGCGGUGGAGAUGAUUUUGCUUCCCAGGCGAUCAGCUAUAACUGUCUCGAUUAUAGCGGCGCAGCCAAACCAGAGACUGGCAUGUUUCCCAACUACAACUGCCCCGAUGGGCUUCGAGCGCAAGUCUUCUUCCCAUCCUGCUGGAACGGCAAAGACCUUGAUUCUUCUGACCACAAGUCUCACGUCUCCUACCCGGCGACCUCUUACAACUCCGGCUUAUGCCCUCCCGAUUUUCCGGUUCAUCUAGUUUCCAUCUUCUAUGAGAUUAUCUGGGAUACAGGCAAAUUCGCCGAUCAGUGGUACGGUGACAGCCAACCAUUUGUCUGGUCAAUGGGUGAUCCCACCGGCUAUGGCAGUCACGGUGACUUCGCUAUGGGCUGGGACCCUGAUCUUCUGCAACGUGCUGUCGACACUUGCACCAAUGACAGCGGUCGUGUCGAGGACUGCCCUGAGUUCAAGCUCAUUCCUGACACUCAAGCUGAAGGCUGCCGCAUCGAACCUAAGAUCGAUGAGCCCGUCAGUGGCGUGCUCUCUGCCUUGCCUGGAUGCAACCCUGUCCAAAAGGGACCCGGUGCGGCUACACCUCAAUCUGAUUGUGGUGCUACCACAACCAUCGGAGCAGGCAAUGCCACUUUCUUCACAGACUUAACCAGCAAAGGCUGGUCGUACACUGGAUGCGGUACUGACAACUAUUACAGCCGCAUCCUCACUGGUGCCACCGAGUCGAAUGACCAAAUGACCAACGAAGCCUGUGUUGCCUUCUGCGAUAGCAAAGGCUUCUCCGUUGCCGGUACUGAAUAUUCCAAGGAGUGCUAUUGCGGCAACUCUAUACCCUCGAGCGGCAUGCCCGUAGCCGGCGUCGUCGGCAGCUGCGAGAUGAAAUGCUCGGGUGACGAUUCUGAAUUCUGCGGCGGUUCAGGUGUCAUCUCGCUCUACCAGAAAUGCACCGGCAGCGCCUGCACCAACACUGGAGCUGGUGGUAGCAGUUCGAGCGGCUCAAGCGAGCUCAUCUCAUCUGGGUCUUCCGCACCAGCAUCUUCGGCUUCAGCCUCUGCAGCGACCUCCGCCAGUGUUGUUGCUGCUGCUUCUUCUGCUCCUGCUGCCGCCCAAGCAUCUUCGGCUUCGGCGUCCACAACGACCCCUGCCGGUGGUGCUGCUGCCUCUUCCUCUUCGACCAUAUUGGCUGUCCAGCCUACCACGCUCGCAACGGUGACUUCUUCCGGCGCCGCUGCGUCUCAGAAUGUGGUUCAGCCUGUGUCUCCAGCAUCUUCGGUAAUUGAGCAAUCUUCUUCGCUGAUCCUGACUACGACUCUUGCGACUUGAUGGCUGGUUCGUCUGACUCUAUGUCAGGAGGAUCAGCCGCCGUUACAGGAUACAAUUGCAGCUCCUGAUUGUUUUCGGCUGCUGCGUCCAGCAUUCCAGUCUUUCAAUCCCUCCAAACACCAUCCCAAGUUCUCUGCCCGCCACUCAUUGUUGCGCCCAGUCCACCACUAUGCUUUUGUUCCCCAUACAUUCUGCCCCCAAGCGAAGUCCAACCUACUGCAAACCUAUUGAAAGCACACUAGAGAAACUGACAGAACAUCUUUGCAUCUUCCUAGCUCUCGUACAUCUCGGCCUCAGUCUUGCCGUCAUCGACAUCAACCCCCGUCUCAUCAAACCCGGCCUGGUCUUACUCAGGCUGCUUCACCGACACCGUCACUCCUCGAUCGCUUCCGAAAUGGUCGACUUUCAACGGGCCCAAUAUGACUAACGAUGCGUGCAUUUCAUUCUGCGACAGCGUCGGGUGCUCAGUCGCCGGAACAGAGUACGCGGGCCAAUGUUUCUGCGGUGCGGAGAUCACGUCCAACGAGCUGGAUGAGGAUAAGUGUAAUAUGGCCUGCACAGGCGCGCAGGGCGAGAUGUGUG
Messenger RNA from Exophiala xenobiotica, 2316 nucleotides. RefSeq lists its product as uncharacterized. NCBI's taxonomy places the organism in Eukaryota, Fungi, Ascomycota, Eurotiomycetes, Chaetothyriales, Herpotrichiellaceae. The transcript has 2 exons. Bases 1 to 1734 code for a protein of 577 amino acids. The record is from RefSeq and is a predicted model, not a curated record.